Molecule: messenger RNA, 1004 nt
Organism: Camellia sinensis
Lineage: Eukaryota; Viridiplantae; Streptophyta; Magnoliopsida; Ericales; Theaceae
Product: late embryogenesis abundant protein D-34-like
Source: RefSeq, a predicted model, not a curated record
AUGAGCCAAGAACAGCCACGGCAACCUCAAGAUGUUCAACAAGAGCCCAUCAAGUACGGCGACGUAUUCGCAGUCUCCAGUGACCUGGCGGAGAAGCCUAUUGGACUGAAAGACGCCACCAAGAUGCAGACCGCGGAAGCCACCGUCUUCGAAGAGACCCAGAAGAGUGGGGCCGCCGUGGUCAUGCUGGCGGCGGCUAUAGUCAAUGAGAGAGCUGGACUUGUCGGCUCCAAUGAGGUCGCGGACGUCACCGGAGACAUAGGUGUAACCGUCACGGCAACCGACUAUGGUACCCUGGUUAUAACUGAAUCAAUCGCUGGACAGGUUGUAGGACAAUACUAUGAAUCUACACAAGUGCAACAACAGCAACAAACAACUCCUGGAUCGCUUGCGCAGUCAAAAAUAACAAUAGGUGAAGCACUUGAAGCCACGGGCCAUAUAGCCAGCAACAAGACGGUGGACAAGAGAGAUACCGCUGCGAUUCAGGCGGCGGAGGUGAGGGCAACUGGUAGCAAUGUCAUAAGCCCCGGUGGUGUUCCUGUGGCGGCUCAGUCGGAAGCUUCUUUGAAUGCCGGGUUGGUCUGUGAUGAAGACAAGAUCAAGCUCACUCAUGUUCUCACGGGUGCAACUGCAAAGUUGUCGGCAGACAAGGCAGCAACAAGAGAGGACGCAGAGCUGAGGAACAACCCUAACUUGGAAACACAUCCUGGAGGAGUGGCUGCAGCUGCUAGGCUCAAUGAGGGAACCAUAUGACCACAACCACGAGACUGUAUUGAGCAUAGUAUGUGACCUUGAAAAAGAGACAUGUCUUCUUUGUACAAUGUUAGAUGAAUGUUCCGUCUGUUCCUCUGAUUGUCUUGUUUUACUUUUGUGUGUGUUUAGACAUGUAGAAAUUUCAUAUGAUUAUGUAAUUUUUGGUCUUUUCAAAGUUUUUUGAAAAUGUUAAAGAAAGGGUUGAUGAUUAGCUUGCUUUUUCGUCCCAACUUAAUUGGAAUCGUUUAGUU